Molecule: messenger RNA, 1716 nt
Organism: Mus caroli (Ryukyu mouse)
Lineage: Eukaryota; Metazoa; Chordata; Mammalia; Rodentia; Muridae
Gene: Ube2a
Product: ubiquitin conjugating enzyme E2 A
Source: RefSeq, a predicted model, not a curated record
CGUUCUCCCCAGGUUGGUUCGGCCCCUGUCUACUCUGGGGUGGUGCUUAGCCGGCGCCAGACCGACCCUCGGCUCCGGAGCGGCAGUGCCGUUCCUCUCGGCGCCUCCUCGGCUUCUCCGGCUUCCUCGGCUUCCUCGGGGACCGCGGACCCUGGUAUAUGCCCGACUGCUGAGCCCGCUAAAGCCAUGUCGACCCCGGCCCGGCGCCGCCUCAUGAGGGACUUCAAGAGGUUACAGGAGGAUCCUCCGGCCGGAGUGAGCGGGGCUCCGUCGGAGAACAACAUAAUGGUUUGGAAUGCGGUCAUUUUUGGGCCCGAAGGGACCCCGUUUGAGGAUGGAACAUUUAAGCUUACAAUUGAAUUCACUGAAGAGUAUCCCAAUAAACCACCUACUGUUCGAUUUGUCUCUAAGAUGUUCCACCCUAAUGUCUAUGCAGAUGGUAGUAUAUGUCUGGAUAUACUUCAGAACCGUUGGAGUCCAACCUAUGAUGUGUCUUCAAUUUUAACGUCCAUACAGUCUCUAUUGGAUGAACCUAAUCCCAAUAGUCCAGCAAACAGCCAGGCUGCCCAGCUGUACCAGGAGAACAAGCGGGAAUAUGAAAAGCGUGUUUCUGCAAUAGUAGAACAAAGCUGGCGCGACUGUUGACUCAGGGUAGAGCAGAAGAAGAGGCUGGCCAUAAGAAAAAUGUAUAUUGAUGCAUUUAUCACCUUAUUCCUAAUUCAUUACAUUUACUUUAUUAAAAACAAAAUAGCUGUUGUGCUGUUUCUGUCUUCCCUUGGCAAGUUUUUCUUCCCCUUUCUGUCCUCCUGUGGAGCAUCAGAGAUAUUAUUUGAAAUCCAAUGUACUGUACCUGGGUUACUUGCAAACAUUACAAUUGCGUAUGUCCCUUUGUUGUAUCUCAUCUCCAGCCUCAAAGCAGUUAUCAGGUUACUGUACUUUUUAUACUAAGCUUUUAAGAUAAAAUAUUAUGUAUAGUCUGGUGACCAGGAUGUUACAUUUGUAACAAAAUGAUUGCUGCUGUGUUUCAUCCUGGCCAUUCCUUCCCUUGUGUUUGAUUUGGCGAAGAAUAUAUUUAGAAUAUGACCUAAAGAAAACAGGAAUACAUUCAUAUAAACAAUAUAUGAAAGGGGAAGGAAAGCUGAAAAACCCUAUACUCAUUUGUAAGCAAUAUGAACUACAAGAUGGCACUUACUGGUAACAAGGAGACUGCUAAAGGACCCAGCUAACAAACUGAAGCAAUUUUAAUAACUGACACAGUCCACUUUGUGCAAGAUAUUCAUAGUGUAAACUCAUUGUUUUGGAAUUCUGGCCUUCAGAAUUGUUUUUUAUAGAGGUGUGAGAACAGGACUAGACUUUUUUUUUAAAGUUAGGAAAAACUGAAGAUCCUCUAUUAAAGGAGCAGUGUUGCCCUAAAUGAACUUUCCUUUUUAUAUUCAAGAAAGGGAGUGUAUCUUGCAAACUUUUCCCAUUCAAAUCCUGAGUUAAUGCUGCAUGCUUUCAGUGUUUUGAGAACCUUCUAAUGCCCAUAUCUGCAAUUUUUUCUUUGGAUAUUUACACUUUUAAAUAUACAGUAUGGGGCAAGGCUUGUAAAUGUUUUGUCUAAUAUAUUUUCAUUGUUAAUCUAUUAUGCAUUUAUAGCAUUUCUAACUUUGCACAAGUAACCCAUGUAAAAACUGUACAUUUUCAAAAGUUGUAAAUAAAAAAAUAACCUUAAAA